Molecule: messenger RNA, 4221 nt
Organism: Saimiri boliviensis boliviensis (Bolivian squirrel monkey)
Lineage: Eukaryota; Metazoa; Chordata; Mammalia; Primates; Cebidae
Gene: PRG4
Product: proteoglycan 4
Biological process (GO): immune response
Molecular function (GO): polysaccharide binding; scavenger receptor activity
Source: RefSeq, a predicted model, not a curated record
GGACAUUGGAGAAACUCAUCUAUCCUUUACGGCAAGGGUAGCUACAGUACCUGAAACAACCAUGGCGUGGAAAACACUUCCCAUUCACCUGCUAUUGCUGCUGUCUGUUUUCCUGAUUGAGCAAGUUUCAUCUCAAGAUUUAUCAAGCUGUGCAGGGAGAUGUGGGGAAGGGUAUUCUAGAGAUGCCACCUGCAGCUGUGAUUUUAACUGCCAACACUACAUGGAUUGCUGCCUCGAUUUCAAGAGAGCCUGCACUGUGGAGCUUUCCUGUAAAGGCCGCUGCUUCGAGUCCUUCGAGAGAGGGAGGGAGUGUGACUGUGAUGCCCAGUGUAAGAAGUAUGGCAAGUGCUGUCCCGAUUAUGACAGUUUCUGUGAAGAAGUGCAUAAUCCCACAUCACCACCAUCUUCAAAGAAAGCACCUCCAGCUCCAGGAGCAUCUCAAACCAUCAAAUCAACAACCAAACGUUCACCCAAACCACCAAACAAGAAGAAGACUAAGAAAGUUGUAGAAUCAGAGGAAAUAACAGAAGAACAUUCUGUUUCUGAAAAUCAAGAGUCCUCCUCCUCCUCCUCCUCUUCCUCUUCUUCUUCAACUAUUCGGAAAAUCAAGUCUUCCAAAAAUUCAGCUGCUAAUAGAGAAUUACAGAAGAAACCCAAAGUAAAAGAUAAUAAGAAGAACAGAGCUAAAAAGACACAUGCCCCCAAACCACCAGUUGAAGAUGAAGCUGGAAGUGGAUUGGACAAUGAUGACUUCAAGGUCACCACAACUCCUGACAUGCCUACCACCCAGCACAAUAAAGUCACCACAUCUCCCAAGACUACAACAGCAAAACCAAUAAAUCCCAGACCCAGUCUUCCGCCUAAUUCUGAUACAUCUAAAGAGACAUCUUUGACAGCCGAUAAAAAGACAACAGCUGAAACUAAAGAAACUAUUAAAACAAAUGAACAGACUUCAACUGAUGCAAAAGAGAAGACCACUGCUGCUAAAGAGACAAAAGGUGUAGAGAAAACAUCUGCUAAAGAUUUAGUACCUACAUCUAAAGUGCCGGCUAUACUUACACCCCAAGCUGAAACUACAACCAAAGGCCCUGCUCUCACCAUCUCCAAGGAGCCUGCACCCACCACUCCCAAGCAGCCUGCACCCACCACCACCAAGAAGCCUGCACCCACUACUCCCAAAGAGCCUGCCCCAACUACCCCCAAGGAGCCUGCACCCACCACUCCUAAGGAGCCUGCAUCUACCACCACCAAGAAGCCUGCACCCACCACGACCAAGGAGCCCGCACCCAUUACUCCUAAGGAGCCUGCAUCUACCACUCCCAAUGAGCCUGCACCCACCACCACGAAGAAGCCUGCACCCAUUACUCCCAAGGAGCCUACAUCUACCACCAUCAAGGAGCCUGUACCCACCACUCCCAAUGAGCCUGCACCCACUACCACCAAGAAGCCUGCACCCAUUACUCCCAAGGAGCCUGCAGCCACCACCACCAAGGAGCCUGCACCCACGACUCCCAAGGAGCCUGCAGCCACCACCACCAAAAAGCCUGCACCCACUACUCCCAAGGAGCCUGCACCCACCACUCCCAAGGAGCCUGCAGCCACCACCACCAAGAAGCCUGCACCCACUACUCCCAAGGAGCCUGCACCCACCACUCCCAAGAAGCCUUCCCCAACUACCCCUGAGGAGCCUGCACCUACCACCUCCAAAAAGCCUGCACCCACUAGCCCCGAGGAGCUCAUACCCACCACCGUGGAUGAGCCUGCUUUCACCACCCCUAAGGGGCCCGCUCCCAGCACCCCUGAGGAACCUGUACCCACCACCCCUGAGGAGCCCGCUCCCACCACCCCCGAGGAACCUGUACCCACCACCCCUGAGGAGCCUGCUCCCACCACCCCCGAGGAACCUGCACCCACCACCCCCGAGGAGCCCGCUCCCACCACUCCCGAGGAGCCUGCACCCACCACCCCCGAGGAGCCCGCUCCCACCACCCCCGAGGAACCUGUACCCACCACCCCCGAGGAGCACGCUCCCACCAAUCCCGAGGAACCUGUACCCACCACCCCCCAGGAGCCUGCUCCCAAUACCCCUGAGGAAUCUGCUCCCACCGCCCCCAAGGAGCCCACUCCCACCACCCCCGAGGAGCCCAUACCCACCACCCCUGAGGAGCCUGCUCCCACCACUCCUAAAGAACCUGCUCCAACUGCCCCUAAGGAACCUGCACCCAACACCCCCAAGGAACCUGUACCCACUAUGCCCAAGGAGCCUGCCCCAACUACCCCCAAGGAGCUUGCAACCACCACCACCAAGGAGCCCACACCCACCACCUCUGACAAGCCUGCUCCGACUACCCCCGAGGAGUCUACACCUACCACCCCCAAGAAGCCUGAACCCACUACCCCCAAGAAGCCUGUUCCAACUACUCCUGAGACACCUCCUCCAACCACUUCAGAGGCCUCUACUCCAGCUACCACCAUGGAGCCUCCCACUAGCACCGAGAGCCCUGAUGAAUCAACUCCUGAGCUUUCUGCAGAACCCACAACUAAGACUCCUGCAUUGACUAACCCUGAAAUGACUACGACAGCUAAAGACCAGACAGAAAAAGACAUACGUCCUACACCUGCUGCACCUAAGAUGACAAAGGAGACAACUACAGCAGAAAAGACUACCGAAUCCAAAAUGACAAGUACGACCACACAGGUGACAUCUCCCACAACUCGAGAUACUACACCACUCAAAAUGACUACUCUUAGAGCAACUACUCUUGCACCCAAAGUCACUACUACAACAAAAAAGACAAUUACUACAACUGAGACUCUGAACACACCUGAACAAACAGCUAACCCAAAAGACACAGCUAAUUCUAAAGCAACAACUCCUAAACCUCAAAAGCCAAAAGGCACCCAAGAAAACGUCAAAGCACCCAGAAAGCCCACUUCUACCAAAAAGCCCAAAACAACACCUAGAGUGAGAAAACCGAAGACGACACCAGCUCCCCACAAGAUGACAUCAACAAUGCCGGAGCUGAACCCUACCUCAACAGUGGCAGAAGCCAUGAUCCAAACCACCGCCAGGCCUAACCAAACUCCAGACUCCAGACUCGUUGAAGUAAAUCCAAAGAAUGAAGGUGAAAACGGUGCUGAAGGAGAAACACCUCACACGAUUUUCAGGCCCCAUGUGUUCACACCUAUAGUUAUUCCAGGCGUGGAUUACUUACUGCGAGUACCCAAUCAAGGCAUUUUCAUCAAUCCCAUGCUUUCAGAUGAGACCAAUAUAUGCAAUGGUAAGCCAGUAGAUGGACUGACUACUUUGCGCAACGGAACAUUAGUUGCAUUCCGAGGUCAUUAUUUCUGGACGCUAAGUCCAUUCAGUCCACCAUCUCCAGCUCGCAGAAUCACUGAAGUUUGGGGUAUUCCUUCCCCCAUUGAUACUGUUUUUACUAGAUGCAACUGUGAAGGAAAAACUUUCUUCUUUAAGGAUUCUCAGUACUGGCGUUUUACCAAUGAUAUAAAAGAUGCAGGGUAUCCCAAACCAAUUGUAAAAGGAUUUAGAGGACUAACUGGACAAAUAGUGGCAGCACUUUCAAUAGCCAAAUACAAAAACCGGCCUGAAUCUGUGUAUUUUUUCAAGAGAGGUGGCAACAUCCAGAAGUAUAUUUAUAAACAGGAACCUGUACAGAAGUGCCCUGGAAGAAGGCCUGCUCUAAAUUAUCCAGUGUACGGAGAAACAACACAGGUUAGGAGACGUCGCUUUGAACGUGCUAUUGGACCUUCUCAAACACACACCAUCAGAAUUCAAUAUUCACCUGUCAGGCUGCCUUAUCAAGACAAAGCUACAGAUUUCCUUCAUAAUGAAGUUAAAGUGAGUACACUGUGGAGAGGACUUCCAAAUAUGGUUACCUCAGCUAUAGCACUGCCUAAUAUCAGAAAACCUGAUGGCUAUGAUUACUAUGCCUUUUCUAAAGAUCAAUACUAUAAUAUGGAUGUGCCUAGUAGAACAGCAAGAGCAAUAACUACUCGUUCUGGGCAGACCCUAUCCAAAGUUUGGUACAACUGUCCUUAGAUUGAUGAGCAAAGGAGGAGUCAACUAAUGAAGAAAAGAAUAAUAAAUUUUGACACUGAAAAACAUUUUAUUAAUAAAGAAUAUUGAGACAAGUAUACCAAUUUAAAUAUAAAAAUGUUUUUAAACUUGACAAUCAUUACACUAACAGAGAUUUGACAAUC